AUGAAUAUGGGUGAUGUCGUUCGCUUAAAAGGUUGCACCUUAAAAGGUCGCAGCUUAGAGACAUCAUGUGGCUGUUCGGCUCUGGACACGUUGUUGGGUGGUGGUCUGGCUGUGUCGACUUUUUGCGUUGUUGACGAACUCGAGUCCAGGGCGUAUUCGAAUUCGUUGGCUCGUUAUUUCAUUGCCGAAGGUCUCUACAGCGGACAUGAUGUUCUUGUUGUCGAUCCUAUCGGAGAAGACCAUCUUUGGGAUGGAAUCCCAACCAAAAUCGAAAGUGGAACUACACAGAGCAGUUCCUUGCCACCACCGCCACCACCUGCUCAGAAAUCCCCAAAUACUCCAGAUGAUCUACGGAUAGCGUUCAGAUACGCGGCUAAACCGCAAGUGAACUCGUCGAUUGGUGACAAGAACCGCUACGACCUCGGGAAGCCUCUCGCUCGAAACGAGUUCUCCUCACAAAGGCUGCCGUACGAUGGUGGAUACAGCUAUGAAUCACUUUACUACUGUAUUGCAAAUUUGUGCCGAAGCGAUCGUCACAGUAAAACACGUGGUUCUACAAAGAAUCUGCUCAGGAUAGUUGUUGGUCAUCUGGGGUCACCGAUUUGGAGCGAUUCCUCGAAUCUCUCGACAUUUCUGGCGAGACUCCGCCCACUUCUCAGGAACGCUCAUGUUGUGCUGUUCGCCACUGCGGCUAGCGAAACCAUGUACAAACAGUUUGCGGACGAGUUAUUCGCCACCGCUGACCUCUAUCUCCAAUUAGUUGCGAUCUCUGAAGAUGAACAGAAGAAACUGUCCAGUCUCGAGAAGUACCAUGGAUAUUUGAGGAUUCUGAAAUUGCCGAGGUUAACAUCGGUUGGGACGCACAAUCCACCCGUUGAUCUGGUAUUCACUCAGAAGAGGAACACUUUCGACGUGUCGAUUUUGCAUUUACCGCCGGCGUUUAGCGAUGGUGCUGAGAAUUCGAAAACUCCGUGCGGUAUCGAUUUUUAG
This is a messenger RNA of Necator americanus (New World hookworm), 990 nucleotides long. RefSeq lists its product as uncharacterized. The record is from RefSeq and is a predicted model, not a curated record. Gene Ontology annotation, cellular component: cytoplasm; elongator holoenzyme complex; transcription elongation factor complex. Lineage: Eukaryota; Metazoa; Nematoda; Chromadorea; Rhabditida; Ancylostomatidae. The transcript has a single exon. The coding region runs from base 1 to 990 and encodes 329 amino acids. Gene Ontology annotation, biological process: tRNA wobble uridine modification.